UAAUGGGCAAAGUCUUUGAAGUGACAGACCUCUUUCCUCACAACGGAAACCAGUGAGGGUAAUUCCGUAAAUAUAGCAGAUGACCCUUUUUUCAAGUCCCCCGGCCCACCGGCGAUGGCUGAAGAUACUUUUUCUCUCAUGUUCAACACCUCACUCUCAUUCUCAGACUAGUUAGCUCACUGGUUUUUGUUUUGAAUUUGAUUUGUUGAAGGAGGGUUGGUUCUUAUCACCCAUUUGAGACCAAUAAUAAAGAAGCUGAAAUGGCAGGUGGGUCGAGGAGGGAAGAUGGAAAGAAAACUGAAAAGGAGAAGGAGAAGGGUAAGGGUAAGAAACUUGGUUCCAUUCUUCCAAGGAUUGAACCAUUUAUACCCAAAAAAGGACACGAUCCAAAUGAGCUAAGAUCUUGGGCUAAAAGGACAGGUUUCGUUUCAAUGUUCUCCGGAGAAGUUAAUACAAGUAACGAGAGACGUGGGAAUGAGAAUAGAAACGUCAAUGAGCCUGAUCCAGAGAAGAACGGCGGCUCAUCUUCUCGAAAGAUUGAAUUUGACCCAAUUCUUGGAAGGACUAGGAAUAGUGAGUUGGAGAUUCAACCCGCCAACGCUUCUGCGAAUGGAAUCCACAAGGUUGGAAGUGUGAGGAAGGUUAGGGAUGGAAAUUCGGGAGGUGGGGAGAAUAAGAGACAAGUUGUUGUUGAGCCGGAUUUGGAGGCUGCAACUAAUGUGAGAAAAGUUGGGUUGAGUUCGAAGGUUAUUAAUGGUGGUGAAAAUGACCAAGGGAGGAAUGUAGCUGUGUCAUCUGCUCCCACUGUUACCGAACAGAAGAAAGAUGGAGUUAUGAAUGGUGAAGCCAGAAUCCAUGUUAAUGGAGGAUCCGGAUCCAGCAAUGGAGUACGAGAGUUAGAUGAUUCAGCCAGAUUGAAAUUCGGUCCAGGAGAGAACCCGGGUUUUGUUCCUCUUCUGUAUUACAGCUUGCAACACUAUCUUUCAUUGGCUGGUUCACUUAUUUUUGUCCCUUUGAUUGUUGUACCAACCAUGGGUGGAACUGAUAAGGAUACUGCUACUGUCGUUUCCACGAUGCUAUUGAUGUCGGGCAUUACCACAUUGCUACAUUCAUGUUUUGGCACUCGCCUUCCCUUAGUUCAAGGGAGCUCCUUUGUGUAUCUUGCUCCAGCUUUGGUUAUAGCGAACUCUGCUGAUUUCCGGAAUCUUACUGAACAUAAAUUUAGGCACACAAUGAAGGAACUGCAAGGAGCUAUUAUCAUUGGUUCAAUUUUCCAAACAAUAUUGGGUUUCAGUGGCUUAAUGUCUCUUCUUGUAAGGAUUAUAAACCCUGUCGUGGUAGCACCAACUAUUGCUUCUGUAGGCUUAGCAUUUUUCAGCUAUGGUUUUCCUCAGGCUGGUAACUGCAUUGAAAUUGGUCUUCCCAUGAUCAUAUUGCUUCUUAUAUUUUCCUUGUAUCUUCGAGGAAUAUCAGUUUGUGGGCAUAGAGUGUUUCAAAUCUACGCGGUUCCAAUGAGCGUUGUUAUUAUAUGGGCAUAUGCUUUCUUAUUGACGACCGGAGGUGCUUACAAUUUUGGAGGCUGUAGUUCUGACAUACCGAGUUCCAACAUUUUAACCGAUGCUUGCAGAAAACAUGCCUAUACUAUGAAGCAUUGCAGGACUGAUGUUUCGAAUGCCAUGAGAACUGCUGAUUGGGUUCGAAUACCCUAUCCUUUUCAGUGGGGAAUACCUACAUUCCGUUUAAGAACUUCACUCAUCAUGAUUGUUGUUUCCAUUGUGGCUUCGGUUGAUUCAGUCGGGACAUAUCACAAGACAGCUGUUGAAUUGAAUUUGUUGCCCCCAAGCAAGGGCAUUUUAAGCAGAGGGAUUGGUUUAGAAGGGUUGUGUAGUUUUCUUGCUGGAGUUUGGGGCAUGAGUAGUGGUUCGUCAACCCUUACCGAAAACAUACACACUAUCAAUGUAACCAAGGUAGCAAGUCGAAGGGUUGUACAAACCGGGGCAGUUUUCUUGAUUGUCUUCUCGUUUGUAGGGAAGAUAGGUGCUAUACUUGCUUCAAUUCCAGUAGCUUUGGUGGCGGCUGCUUUGUGCUUUGUUUGGGGAUUGAUAGCUGCAAUUGGACUGUCGACAAUAAAAAACUGUGUGAGUGGGAGUUUAAGAAAUAUGAGCAUAGUUGGAGUUUCACUCUUCCUUGGUUUGUCCAUUCCGGCUUAUUUUCAACAGUACGAGCCGGAAACCAUAUUCAUUCUGCCUAGUUAUUUGCUUGCUUUUUCUGCAGCAUCAAAUGGACCAGUUCAUACUGGUAAUGUGGAAGUUGACUUUGCGUUGAAUGGGAUUCUAUCGAUGAAUAUGGUGGUAACUUUGAUGGUGGCAUUGGUGCUGGACAAUACAGUCCCGGGAACCAGGGAAGAAAGAGGAGUGUAUUCACGGGGUAGUGCUGCUGAUUAUGAAUAUGAUGACGAUCAUCAUUGUGAUCAAGAAGAAGACUCAUCAAGAAGAAGAAGAGAUCAACUUGAACUUUAUUAUGGGUUGCCAGGAAUAAUAGCUCCAUGGUUCCGUUGGGCAAAGUGUCUAUGCUGAUUGAUUCAUUGAUUGAUAUAUGUAACUAUGUAUUUGCGAUCAGAUCCAUCAAUUACACAUAAAAG
This is a messenger RNA of Impatiens glandulifera, 2641 nucleotides long. Its product is annotated as nucleobase-ascorbate transporter 11. Bases 261 to 2576 code for a protein of 771 amino acids. The transcript is spliced from 11 exons. The record is from RefSeq and is a predicted model, not a curated record. Gene Ontology annotation, cellular component: plasma membrane. Gene Ontology annotation, molecular function: transmembrane transporter activity. NCBI's taxonomy places the organism in Eukaryota, Viridiplantae, Streptophyta, Magnoliopsida, Ericales, Balsaminaceae. Gene Ontology annotation, biological process: transmembrane transport.